AAAGAUAUUCAAGUCUUUUGGACGGUCCCUCGGGGCCUUGACCGUUUCCAGUCUCCUUUCUUCCUCCCCCAUAGCAAGGACAAAAUGUCUUUCGCUUGACUGCAUUUUGCACCUCGCCAACCGUACUUUUUCUUUUCUUUUCUUUUCUUUUAUUUUUUUCAAUUUCUUUCUUCUAUUCUUCUCUGUUUCUUUUAGUCCGCAGCGAUGCUGGUCAUCCGCUUUUUUUGGCUGCAAGCCGUCCUGGCGACGGCCCAGCUCGUGGAUUCGGACGGAGUCCUUGGGGGAGGAGGUGACUCGGCUCCCUCGUCGGUAGAAGAGCAAAGUCCGGUAGGGACGAACUCCCCAGGCGGUAUACUGGACGGGGUGGUGGACAAGGUGGGGGGAGCGGCGGACAAACUGCUCUCGCCCAUCUUGGACCCCAUUGUCGGCCCGACGGGGCUGUUUGGCGACGAUGACGAUGCUGCAACAAGCACGACUCCCGCCGAGACUCAAGAUUUGCCGCCGGUCACCUCUGUCGAGUCGUCCGCCGCCGACCCAGAGCCGACUUCCGAGCUGGCCACCGAACCUACUUCGGAAGCAACUAAUGAGACCACAACACAGCCUACGACACGGGAACCCGCUCCGACAAGCCAGCAACAGCCCCCUGCCUCGAGCGAACGUCCGUCUCCCCUUCCGGGGACGGAAGAGCAGCAACAACCCACCGCUGACCCUGCCCCGGUUCCCAAGCCCGACAUCUCCACCGUGUCUGAAGCGCCACCUUCGCCAACAACUUCCGCUGCCGAAGCGCCGGCGCCUUCCUCCUCGGUCGCAGGAGUUAUCCGGAUUUCCCAGCCGGUAGACUCUCCGGCGGGGACCUCCUCCGCGCCGGUGGGACAAUCACCGACCCGCGCACCCGCUCCGGGACCGACAAGUUCCAGGGCUGCCUCUCAACCUGCAGCAUCAUCGCCUCCUCCGGGUGACAGAGAACCAGUUUCCACCCUCGUGACCACCUCCGGCACGACCUUCCUGUCCGUCUUCGUACCCCCGACCCCGACCGGCCGCCUCGCCGUUAUCGGCGACACUGGCGAGCCCCUCCCUACCCUCGACCUCUCCGGUCAAUCCCCAUCAUCCCCAGAGGGUGACGGCAGCAGCGACGACAAGAGCCCGGCCACCGCCGAAGACGAGACCGCGGCCGGCUCGGGAGGCUCCCCGACCGAGUCAGGAACGACGGGCGGGACGGGCGGCAAGGGAAUCGAGUCGUCGUCGUCGUCGUCGUCGUCGUCGUCCGACGGCUUGCCGCUCAAGACCAAGAUCGGCAUCGGCGUGGGCGCCGGCGCGGGCAGCAUCGCGAUCGCGGUGACGGCCACGCUGAUCCUGUGGAAGAUCCGGAUGGGGCGGCGCCCCGCUUCGUCAUCGUCGUCCGAGGACAGGGAGCGGGGCGCGAGCCCUACGCCGCAGGAGAAGGCCAAGAUGGACUUUGAGAGCGAGCACGACGUGGCCUUCGACUUUGGCUUCCUCCGCGACAGGGCGGCGGCGACCGCCCCCCCGGUCAACGCGACCGGGGGCGGAGUCGCCACGGGCGCGCCUGGGGUCGGGAGGAAACUGACGGUCGUGAACAAGGGCGAGGACGAGUGGCUGUCUACGAUCGAUACCCCGCGACAGCAGCAGCAGCAACAAUUCGUGGCGGAACUCGACGGUGGGGAAGUGCCGGGAUAUUAUAAUAGGGGGGCUAUUGGUGUUGGGCGGUGAGCGUGUGUCAG
Messenger RNA from Thermothelomyces thermophilus ATCC 42464, 1739 nucleotides. RefSeq lists its product as uncharacterized. The record is from RefSeq and is a predicted model, not a curated record. NCBI's taxonomy places the organism in Eukaryota, Fungi, Ascomycota, Sordariomycetes, Sordariales, Chaetomiaceae. The coding region runs from base 205 to 1728 and encodes 507 amino acids. The transcript has a single exon.